Messenger RNA from Emys orbicularis (European pond turtle), 2802 nucleotides. It is a transcript of the gene ADAMTS1, whose product is annotated as ADAM metallopeptidase with thrombospondin type 1 motif 1. Gene Ontology annotation, cellular component: extracellular matrix. NCBI's taxonomy places the organism in Eukaryota, Metazoa, Chordata, Testudines, Emydidae. Gene Ontology annotation, molecular function: metalloendopeptidase activity; zinc ion binding. Gene Ontology annotation, biological process: extracellular matrix organization; proteolysis. The record is from RefSeq and is a predicted model, not a curated record. The transcript is spliced from 9 exons. The coding region runs from base 1 to 2802 and encodes 933 amino acids.
AUGGGGACAGCCCCUCCGCUCGCCUCCCUGCUGCUGGCGGCGCUGCUCUGCCCCUUUCCCCCGGGCGGUCGCUGCAGCCCCGGGCCGCGGGAGGAGCAGGAGCUGAUCGUGCCCGUGCGGCUGGACUCCGCGGCCGAGCCGGCUGCCAAGAGGCUCUAUCGCCUGGACGCCUUCGGGAAGCGGCUGAGCUUGGAGCUGGAGCCAGACAGCAGCUUCCUGGCUCCGGACUUCAGGCUGCAGUACUUGGGCAGCCGCCCCCGGGAGGAGGAGGCGGUGCCGGAGCAGGGAGCCUCGCUCGGGAACCAACCCGCAGCCGACCUGGCGCGCUGCUUCUACUCCGGCACCGUCAACCGGGACCCGAGCUCUGCCGCCGCCCUCAGCCUCUGCGAGGGGCUCCGAGGGGCUUUCUACUUGCAGGGGGAAGAGUACUUCAUCCAGCCGGCCAACGCCUCCCAGCAGCAGCUCCACCUCCUGAGCCGGCGGCUGCAGAGCAGCGUCCACCAGAGCGGCGGCUCCAAGUGCGGGGUGACAGACCAGAGCUUCCCCCUGGCCGCAGAGGGACAGCAGGAGCGCGUGGGCCAGACAGAAACUGGAAGCACAAGGAAAAAAAGAUUUGUGUCCAGCCCUCGCUAUGUAGAAACCAUGCUUGUAGCAGACCAAUCCAUGGCAGAGUUUCAUGGCAGUGGAUUGAAGCACUAUCUCCUGACUCUUUUGUCUGUGGCAGCCAAAUUAUACAAGCAUCCCAGUAUCCGAAACUCUAUUAGUCUGGUGUUGGUAAAAAUUCUGGUCAUCUACGAUGAGCAGAAGGGACCUGAAGUUUCUUCUAAUGCUGCCCUUACCUUAAGGAACUUCUGCAGUUGGCAAAAGCAACACAAUCCACUCAGUGACCGACAUGCAGAGCACUAUGACACAGCAAUCCUCUUUACCAGACAGGACCUUUGUGGUGCCAAGACAUGUGAUACUCUUGGGAUGGCUGAUGUGGGAACAAUUUGUGAUCCAAACCGCAGUUGCUCUAUCAUAGAAGACGACGGAUUGCAAGCUGCCUUCACAACUGCCCAUGAACUAGGCCAUGUGUUUAACAUGCCCCAUGACGAUGCAAAGCAGUGUGCCAAUAUUAAUGGUCUAAGCCGGGAUUCCCACAUGAUGGCAUCUAUGCUUUCCAAUCUGGAUCGAAGCCAACCUUGGUCUCCGUGCAGUGCCUACAUGAUUACAACAUUUUUGGAUAAUGGUCAUGGUGAGUGUUUACUGGACAAGCCCCACAAACCUAUACAGCUUCCCUCUGAUCUCCCUGGAACUUUGUAUGAUGCCAAUAGGCAGUGCCAGUUUACAUUUGGAGAUGAGUCCAAACAUUGUCCGGACACAGCCAGCACGUGUACAACUUUGUGGUGUACUGGCAUCUCUGGAGGAUUGCUUGUGUGCCAAACUAAACACUUUCCUUGGGCAGAUGGCACCAGUUGUGAAGAGGGGAAAUGGUGUGUGAAUGGCAAGUGUGUAAACAAGACUGAGAAGAAGCAUUAUGAUACCCCUGUCCAUGGAGGCUGGGGAUCAUGGGGACCCUGGGGAGACUGCUCAAGGACAUGUGGUGGUGGAGUGCAGUACUCCUUUAGAGAGUGUGAUAACCCAGUUCCAAAGAAUGGAGGAAAGUACUGUGAAGGCAAACGGGUGCAAUACCGAUCGUGUAAUAUUGAGGACUGUCCAGAUAAUAAUGGCAAAACUUUCAGAGAAGAACAGUGUGAAACACACAAUGACAUUUCCAAAUCCCCUUUUGGAAGUGGACCUGCAGUGGAAUGGACACCCAAGUUUGCUGGAGUCUCUCCAAAGGACAGAUGCAAACUUGUCUGCCGAGCAAAAGGCACCGGAUAUUUCUUUGUUCUGCAACCUAAGGUUGUGGAUGGCACCUCAUGUAGCCCAGAUUCCACUUCUGUCUGUGUGCAGGGACAAUGUGUAAAGGCUGGUUGUGAUCGUAUGAUAGGCUCCAGUAAGAAAUUUGACAAAUGUGGUAUCUGUGGAGGCAAUGGAUCUACCUGUAAGAAAGUGUCGGGCACACUUGUUAAUGCAAAACCUGGUUAUCAUGAUGUUGUCACCAUUCCUGCUGGAGCAACCAACCUUGAAGUUAAGCAACGAAAUAACAGGGGUUCACGACAUGAUGGCAGUUUCCUUGCUAUUAAAGCUGCUGAUGGCACAUAUAUUCUUAACGGUGACUACACUCUAUCAACAUUGGAACAAGACAUUACUUAUAAAGGCAGUGUUUUGAGGUACAGUGGCUCAUCUGCAGCUUUGGAAAGAAUCCGCAGUUUCAGCCCACUGACAGAACCUUUAACUAUCCAGGUUCUGACUGUGGGUGACUCACCUCAACCUAAAAUCAAAUAUACCUAUUUUGUGAAGAAACCACUACAGUCUGGGUCUGAGAAAGCUUCCAGCAAAAAGAAAGAAUCUUUUAACGCCAUCAAGGAGACCAUCUUAUCUGAAUGGGUUAUUGAAGAAUGGGGAGAAUGUUCAAAGUCAUGUGGGUCCGGUUGGCAAAGAAGAUCUGUCAAAUGCAGAGACCUUAAUGGGCAGUCUGCCACAGACUGUGCAAAAGAACUCAAACCAAAUGAUCUCCGACCAUGUGCAGACAUGCCCUGCCCACAGUGGCAAUUGGGAGACUGGUCACCAUGUUCUAAGACAUGUGGGAAAGGAUUCAAGAAGAGAUUAUUAAAAUGUAUGUCUUAUGAUGGCAGUAUGUUGCCACAAGAAAGCUGUGACCCUUCAAAGAAACCUAAACAUUUAAUAGACUUUUGCAAUGUUACAAAGUGCACUUAA